Messenger RNA from Symsagittifera roscoffensis, 2319 nucleotides. Its product is annotated as high affinity cationic amino acid transporter 1-like. The transcript is spliced from 2 exons. Gene Ontology annotation, cellular component: plasma membrane. Gene Ontology annotation, biological process: amino acid transport; transmembrane transport. Bases 227 to 1996 code for a protein of 589 amino acids. Gene Ontology annotation, molecular function: amino acid transmembrane transporter activity. The record is from RefSeq and is a predicted model, not a curated record. NCBI's taxonomy places the organism in Eukaryota, Metazoa, Xenacoelomorpha, Acoela, Convolutidae.
GAUUGAGUUCAUUCAGUUCUGACACGUCUAUAGUAUUGCUAGCGUAAUACAGACCAUAAUUUAUACGAUAUGAGUUUAAACGCGUCUCAAAAUCGCGACGGGAGAUCUCAAACAGAGCAAAAUUUUGAUGAAAUUGGCUGUUAGAACCUUCAUUCAUAUCUGCGGUUUCGUAUUUGUUUCAACUUUAUAAAUCACAACCCGUUUUAAAUAGAUAAUUCAGCGUGAAAUGGCUGAUUGUUCCAAAAAAUUUAGCUCAGACUUUUUACGUAAGCUUUGGCGUAAGAAAACUCUGGAAGCCGAUAUGUCUCAAACGGCACUCAAACGAUGUCUGUCUAUGUUUGACCUUACAAUUCUGGGUAUUGCCAGCACUUUGGGUGGGGGAAUAUACGUUCUUGUUGGAGUCGUUGCGCAUAGUGUCACUGGACCAGCGUUGGUUCUAUCAAUACUCGUUGCUGGUUUUGCGAAUUUUCUUACGGCACUUUGUUUCGCCGAGUUCGGAUGUCGGAUUCCGAAAACCGGAGCGUCCUAUAUUUUCACGUACAUUACCCUUGGGGAGCUGGCGGCGUUUCUUAUUGGUUGGAAUCUUCUUUUGGAGCAUAUUCUUUCAGCAGCGAUAGCAGCUCGAGGUGUUGUUAUAAACACAAAUGCGAUCGGAAACCAGUUUAUUGCAAAAGCGACUACGGACUUUUUUCUGAAGAUGGAUUGGGACCCAUAUGCAGUUGUUAUUGUUGUUGCGGUGACCAUAAUGACAUGCAUAGGAUUGCGUCAGACCGCAAUCGUGAACAAUACUUUGACCAGUGCGAAUCUGCUCACUCUCAUCUUCUUCGUCGUAAUGGGCUUCUUUUUGGGCGACUGGUCUAACUGGUCGAACAAUUUCUUACCUUAUGGUUUUUCGUCUGUCUUCGUUGGCGCCUCUCGUGUUUACUUUUUCUUUACGGGAUACGACGUGGUAACUGUGGCCAGCGAGGAGGCAAAAAACCCCGCUCGAUCUGUUCCGGUGGCACUAAUUACCACCAUUUUAUUUGUAACAGGUCUCAUGUCUUUGAUAGCCGUUUCCCUUACCAUAAUGGUGCCAUAUUUGGACAUUUCUGAAACGAACGCGUUAUCAGCAGCUUUUGACUAUAACGGCUUACAUUGGGCUGCAAAUACAGUUUCAGUAGGAGCUAUUCUGUCGCUGUCGUGUGUCGUUAUUUCCGAUAUCAUGUGCAUAUCACGAAUGACCUAUGCAAUAGCUUCGGAAGGACUUCUGUUUCGAUUUUUGUCUCGAGUUAAUACAAGAACGCAGGUGCCAAUAAUUGCCACAAUUUGCGGGGCGAUGAUAGUAAUUCCAACAGCUUUUUUCGUACCACUUGAAGAUUUAGCAGAUAUGAUGGCAUUUGGAAAUCUCUUGGCGUACGCGUUUGUCGCUUUUGCAGUGAUCAAACUUCGAACAACAAUACUAGAGUUUCCAAAGCACGACGGGUCAACUGAUUUAUGCGAUGAAGCAAGCAGCCUUCUUGGGAAUGGAAACGAAAACUAUUCCCCGAAAACUAUAUUUCACGAAAUAUCCAAAUCCAACAAGAACCAAAUUAAUUUAGAGUGGAACCAAAAACAAUUCAUUUCGGCAACUUUGUUUCUUCUUUGUGCUUUCCUUGCGUGUAUAGCCCUGACAAUCGCCCAAAACGCAACAAUUGAUAAAUUCGUAGAGUUUUGGGCAUGCAUUAUUUCUUUCGCUUGCUUUUUAUGUAUAGCUGGGUUUUGUUUGGCAUUUUUCUGGUCCGAUUCUAGUAUCACUGACUACGGGGACGACAAUGGAUACAGAGUACCUUUGGUGCCAGUUUUACCAGCCUUUUCGGUCUUCGUGAAUUUCUACUUGAUGACUCAGUUAAGUUUGGUGACUUGGGCCAGAUCAGCUAUUUGGGUGACCUGUGGACUCUUAAUAUAUUUCUUCUAUGGGGCAAAGAACAGUUCUUUGGAGGAAAAGGAUAUGGACGAUUCAAGAAUAGAAUGCGAAUGAAAAGUCAAAAAUCAGAGAGUUGAUCACACAUAAUACAGAACGAAGGAAAAAUUUUAUAUGAUCACUAAGAUUAUCAAAAUAGUUGAGUAGUAUUCAUUAAAAAGUUGCACAAUUACACACUUAAUGAUUGCUAAAAACUUUGUGCACUGCUAACAAAAUUGGCUCUAAUUCAAUUAAUCAUUCUUUUCGUAUAUCAAAUACUAACGAGCAAUAUGUUGAAGAUGUAUUCAUCGUUAUAAAGCACUAAAAAUAUUGAAUUAAGUUUGAAAAUUGGUUUGACUUGGCUCUCCGAGAUUAUAUAAGUCAAAUACUCAAAUGGCGGA